Messenger RNA from Gossypium raimondii (Peruvian cotton), 2029 nucleotides. RefSeq lists its product as uncharacterized. Bases 607 to 1599 code for a protein of 330 amino acids. Lineage: Eukaryota; Viridiplantae; Streptophyta; Magnoliopsida; Malvales; Malvaceae. The record is from RefSeq and is a predicted model, not a curated record. The transcript is spliced from 14 exons.
UAUUUACGAAAUCCAAUUUGCUUGUUUUGUUGGCCUUUAAUUCUUUUGUUAGAUAUCAAUGUUUAUGAUUAUGAAUCAUUAAUGUUUACUCUCCAUUGACUCAUUAUUUCGAUGAAUCAUUUCUUUUGACAGAAGAAAAUUAUUUCUUUUGACAGAAGAAAAUUAUGUAAACACUUACUCGAAAUCUUCAUAUUGCCCUCUGAUAGAAAUAGAUCUUUACUCAAUUUCAUCUUUGGUAAAUUUACCAAGGGCUAUGUCAAAAUUUUGGAAUAUUUUUGCUCCCCAAUUUGCUUGGUUGCCUAUUCCUCUAAUUCUUUAGUUAGUCAUAGAAUCUGCAUCAAUACUUAUACUUACUAUGUCAUAAUUUGGGAAGAUGUGUGCCUUCUAAUCUGCUAGUUGGAUUUCUAAUUGUUUAAAUCGUUAUUUAUUUGGUUUGUUAUAUCUGACAGAUACCUCUGAUUGCUGAACGGAAAGGUUGGGGUUCAUGUCUUUGUAGCAUUGUUCCAGCCACUGCUUUGCUCUCUAUAGUUUACCUUCUAGGGUUUUCAAAUGUAGAAACAGAAAAUAGAGAGACAUGGGGAUUAGCUGAUAUUUUGCAGAGCUCAAAUGUUGGUAAUUGCAAGAACCAGUGCAAGCCUCCCGGAACUGCGCCAUUACCUGAAGAAGGAAAAUACUUCUACCAGCUUAUUUGCAGUUGCUGUUGGAAUAAAGCAAAAAGAUCUAGUAGACAAAAUGGUCAAGAUGUUUCUAUCUAGUGAUUUUGUAGUUAUGCUUUUCCAUUAUGAUGGUAUUGUUGAUGAAUGGAAGCAUUUUGAAUGGUGUGAUAAAGUCAUACAUGUUUCUGCACGCAAUCAAACUAAAUGGUGGUUUGCAAAGCGUUUCUUACACCCUGAUAUUGUUUCGGAAUAUAGUUACAUUUUUCUCUGGGAUGAGGACCUUGGAGUUGAACAUUUUCACCCGAAAGUAUAUAUGUCAAUUAUUGAGCAUGAAGGGCUUGAGAUAUCGCAGCCUGCACUUGAUCGUUCUAAAUCAGAGGUACACCAUCAAAUUACUGCACGUGAAAGCAAAUCAAUUGUGCACAGGACAGCUUUCAAACCAGGUGCUAAUGGGAAGCAUUGUGAUGCCCAUAGUAAAGGACCUCCAUGCACGGGGUGGAUCGAAAUGAUGGCCCCUGUUUUCUCGAGAGCUGCCUGGCGUUGUGUAUGGUACAUGAUUCAGAAUGAUUUGAUCCAUGCCUGGGGUAUAGAUAUGCAAGUUGGUUAUUGUGCACAGGGUGAUCGAACCAAAAAUAUUGGUAUUGUCGAUGCUGAGUAUGUAGUCCACCACAAUCGUCCUACUCUAGGGGGCAUGGGUGCGAAAAAUCGCUCUACUGCUGGAGGUCGACGGCUGGACAAGGGUGAUCGAAUCAAAGGUAUUGUUGUGAAUGAUGCAUACAUACUGCGCCACUAUGUUAAAGCAAAGAAAAAAAAGAAACCUCGUCGUCCACAAGAUCCUAGAGUGGAAGUAAGGAGGCAGUCCUACGUCGAGUUGUACUUUUUCAGACAACGAUGGGAGAAAGCUGUGAAGAACGAUAAGUGCUGGGUCGAUCCAUAUCACUAGCAAGAACAUUGACUGCAUUCUCCGAUUUUGUUGGCUCAGGUAAAACUGUGUAAAAUGUUACAUACCAUUGUGCAUCAUAGUCAUAGGAUGUUGCUAAAUGGAAGGAAGAGAUUAAGCAGGUACUUUUUCCAAACAAAAUUGCGCGAUCCUCGUAUGGAGCUGAGCUCGGUGCCUGCUUCAGUUCAUUUGUUUACAUUCGAUAUAGGUACCGGAUUAAAUCAUUCGAUUAUUUAGUGGAAUAAAAAGAAUAUAAUGUUUUAUAGGAACUGGGAGGAAAAUAAUAAGAGCCUUCCUUUAGCUUACUGAUUUUAUCUGUAGUGUCAACUUAUAGCUUCUUGCUUGAAGCCCAAAGCCUGAGGAUAAGACAAUGAUGCAAGAUAUCUAGAUUCAAAAUUUAAAUUUAUUAAGGGUAAAUUGUAUUAGUAGUCCC